Molecule: messenger RNA, 4302 nt
Organism: Effrenium voratum
Lineage: Eukaryota; Dinophyceae; Suessiales; Symbiodiniaceae
Source: the annotation of a GenBank genome assembly
GAAGACGGCGGCGCAAGGCGGCUGUUUCAGAAGUACGCUGGCUACUCUGCCCACGUCAGGCGCAGCGUUUACUGCAGACCCGACCUAUGGCGAGAAGGACUGCGCGAGACCGUGGAGGCAGACUGGCCAGAAUAUAGAGGUUGCAGUUUGAUGCUGUGCCGACCCGCGUAUCAGAAGAGCUGCUCGCUGAGUCCGGAGGAAUGGAAAGCCUGUUUCCUGGAGGAGGACGUCGAAGAGCUACAGCGGCGCAAACAACAUCACGUCCACCUGCCUGGCCCCAACGGACAGAGACAGCCCUUGGCCCACUGCCAAGACCCGCGGGAUCCGUCCAAGUGCAAGAGCGGCUUUCCUAGGGACAACGCUCUCGUGGAUGAGGCGGUCUUGGUGUGCCUAGGCCUAGGUCAACAAUUCGAACUGCCCGUCAAAGGCAAGCGCAGCUUGCUCGGCGCUUGCUGGGGCCCAAUGAACGAGCCGAAUCUCAACGGAAACCACCCCGCCUUCCUCGCGGCGCUGAGAUGCAACGGGGACCUGCAGCUGCCUUACCGUUUUCCCGUCACCGUCCAGAACCACAACGACGCCCUCUGCAAAGAGAAUUGCGCGGGGGCUCGAUCAAUCCGGUCCAUGAUCAGGGAGGCGCAGCUGAAUCAGGCGGCGCAGGCUGGAUAUAGCUGCGACUAUGGCAACAAGCGACUGCCCAUCGCCCGAGCCGAGAUCCAAGAAUGGCAGCGAGGACAGCGCGAUCUAGCGGCAGACCUGGAAAACAAACCCGUCGGCUAUCUCGCGGCUCGAAGCAACAAGAGGCUGAUCACGGAUAUCUACUCUAGGGGUGUCUGCCGCGGCGCCGUGGAAUGCUGCAACCUGAUCGUCAACUCUGGCAAGAACGACCCGACCUCUGCGGAGACGAUUAAGACGGCCCCCGUGACGGAUAUUUCGCUGUCCUUCGGCUUGCGGCUGAUGGAGGUCGCGGCGACCGGCGAGCCGUGGCCUGUGGAGCCGCGGCGGGAACAGCCGGACAAGCGCGCCUUUGGGCUGCGCCAGACCGUCUCCCGGCCGGCCUUUUGGACUUUCUACGGAUCGCGCGGUCGUGAUCCUCGAAUCUUCGAGCUGUCCGCCUUUGAGUUCGCCCGCCAUUUCCAAUGCGCCGUGGCCAAGCACCCCCGCAAGGUCGCGGAUUUGGGCUACGAAGACGAAGUUUUUCACGCCUACUUGACUGACGAGGGCCAGAAGCUUCUGAAGCGCUUCCGACACGCCGCGCUGUUGCCGGGAGUGCACUACCGCGUCAAGGACGCCGGCGGCGCAGAUUGGGUUGCCCUAAGCCACGGCGCGCUAGGGCAAACGUUCAGGCAUGAUUGGGUGGCGGCCCUGCGGCGCCGGCCCAACGUCCCUGUGGUUCAAGGCGCCUUAGGCAGCCGCUGCGACGAGGAUACUGCCAAGAAGGUGCUCCUACUGUUCUUUCCCUGGACAAACGAUCCUUCAGAAGCUACCUCUCGCGUGCCCUAUUUGAGCAGCUUCAAGGCCCCGGGCGUCAAGACCUGGAGACACGCGCUGCGAUUCCGCCUGCUGCGAGACGGGUUCCCGACCGAGGAGGUCAAGCAGUUUGCGCAAAACUUCUGCUUCGUCUACGGCCUGCCGCGAGAACUUCAGCCGAGCGACAAGCUGGAGGCGUGGCUCGAAAACAGCGACAACGAGUUCGAAGACGAGCCGAUGGAGCUGGAGGAGGAAGACCUCCUGGCGGCGCAGGCCACGCGCAUCAAAGGCGCCGCGCAGCCGGGCGAAGCUGGGGGAGAAGAGGAAGAAGACGCCGAGGCAGAGACGCCAGAAGACGCGACCGCCAAGGCGCAGCGGAUCGCCCGCACGGAGCAGAUGUUCCAGCUGUCCAAGGAAGUCUGGGGCGGGGCGGCCGCGUCCGGCGAGGGCGACCCAAGCUUCGCCCAACACUAUGCCGAUAUGGCGGCCAAGCAGGCCGUGGAAGACCACGACGAGCUCGAGGAGGCGGCCAAGGCCUCCCGCGCCAAGGGGGCCGGCCUGCUCGGGUGGCUGGAAGCCAAGCGGCCCAACCUAAACGCCAAGCAGCAAGAAAUCUUGGCGCUAGUCGUGGAGCGGGUUCUGAUCGAGUGUGGCCUGCUCGCGCCGGAAGAGUCGAGUCGCCAAAGCGGCGAGCCCUUGGUGUGGCUUUUACACGGGCCUCCGGGCGCGGGAAAGUCUCACGUCCUGAAGUACUUGAGGGAACUCUUCGAAGAGCAGCUCGGCUACGUCCAAGGCAUCGACUACGAGGUCGCCGCCUUCCAGGCUGUGAACGCCGCGGACAUCAAGGGCAAGACGAUCCACAACGUCUGUGGUUUGAGCGCCGACUGGAAGGCCGUCGACCGCGCCGUCAGCAAGGAGGUGGCCAAGCGGAUGGGGCUCUGGCGCUGGCUCAUCAUCGACGAAGUCAGCAUGGUGAACGCCCGGCUCCUGGCGCAAGUGGAUCAGCGCCUGCGCAGCGCGGUGCCAGACGCGGCGGCUUGGAAGCUCGACCCCGUGAUUAACUCCUCCCGACCCUUCGCGGGCAUCAACGUGCUCUUCACCGGGGAUUUCUAUCAACUGCCUCCGCCUAGCGGGGCGUACUUGGGCGACGUCCCCUACAAUCGGCGCCCGCGAGCGCCCGACGACUUGACGGCCCCGGACCCCUUGGCGGACUAUGGCAGGGAGCUGUUCUGGGGCGGCGCCGUCCAAGGCGUCACCGAGUUGGAGGAGCGGGAGAGAUGCAAGGACGGCUGGUGGAAUGCAGUUGUGGACGAGCUACGAGCCGGGCACCUCUCGGAGCGCAACUGGAAAUAUCUCCAUGGGCUCCCGGUGGAAGGCUGCGCCCUGUCCGACGAAGAACGGGCGUCUCGACGACGAGUCGUCGCGGGCCACAGCGACCCGCGGCUCCAGGAAGCCAAGUUCAAGCAGGCGCCAGUCAUCGUCGCGAACAACGACGCCAAGUUUCAGAUCAACAAAGACCGCGCGCUGCGCUAUUCGAAGGAGUCGGGCGCGCCGCUGCGGUGGGCCGCCGCCGCUGACAGGCCGGGCUUGGCGCUCUUGCAGACUCAGGCCUGCGACAAGGCGGCGAGGGUCCGUUGGCUGCAAUACCAUGACAGGGACACUGGAAACCUGUGUGGAAUGCUACCGCUUGCCGUGGGCAUGAAGGUGGCGCUGACAGAGCACUUGGACAGGUCUGAAGACAAGCUCCUUCUACGCGGCGCGACGGGGUUCGUGCAUUCCUGGCGCUGGCCUCCUGGCGCGCGGCAGCCUACCCACGUCUACGUGAAGUUUCAAGGCGCGGAGUGGCAGCUCGAAGGCGCGCCCGAGCCGGGCCUCUAUCCGGUCACGCGGCAAACCAAGGUCUGGUUCCUGGACGGCGGCAGGCCCAAGCCCGUGCUGAGGAUCUCCCGAACUCAGAUCCCGCUAGUGCCGGCCUACGCCAUCACUGCCCACGGGAGUCAGGGUAAGACCUUGCCGGCGGCCAUGGCCGACUUCAACGUGGACAGGUGGACGGACAUCACCUUCGGAACCGUGGCCGGCAGCCGCGUGAGGAGCCGUGAAGAUAUCCUCAUUUUGCGGCCGUUCCCGCUCUGGCUCUUCCAGCGGGGUGCGCCAGAGGGGCCAGAGUUGCUGCUGAAGACUCUCCGAGGUGAAAAGAUUGAUUGGGUCAACUACCGCGAGGCCCGCGCGCCCAGCGCGCCGUGCCAACAAUGCAAAGUGGUUAAGCCUUUCGACUACUUCGCGGACGCCCAGUGGGACAAAGCCAGAGCCAACCUGCCUGCCACUUGUCUGACUUGCAUUCAUAAGGAUGGAGGCGCCUGCAAGCGCAAACUGCCUUCCAAUGUUGAGCGGCUGCGCUGCAUUUGCUGCGGCUUCGAGAAAGUGGAGCACGCGUUUCCCCGAGCUCAACUUCGGCAGCCUCGUGCAGAAGAAAGGCGAAAUUGCAUCGCGUGUUUGAAGAACGUCUCGGAGUUGACUUGCUCGCAAUGCGCAGAGGUGAAGCCGCUGAAGGAGUUCCACCUAUCUGCGUUGACGCUGCCGUGGGCGGCCGCGUGUCAAAGUUGCCAGGACGCGGUGCGCGGCAAGGCUCGUCGGCUCCGGGCCGGAUGGGAGAAGUGCCGAGGCUGCGCGGCUUUUCUGCCCACGUCUUCUGCCGUCUACAUCAAUCAACGCUGCCCCAACUGCGCGGCAGAUCGCAAAUGGGGCGAACAUACUUGUCUCAGAUGCAAGAGGAAAUGGAGCGAGAAUUCGGCGGAAGAACAGAUCCGCAAACGAUUCUGCCCGAAUUGCCGCUAG